AUACUCGUUAUAAUAACACAUUUGUCAGACUGGUAAAUGGAACCUUACCGUCAAAUGGACGAGUUGAGGUGUACUAUCAUGGUGUGUGGGGUACGAUAUGUGAUGAUCACUGGGAUGAUAGUGACGCUGGUGUUAUCUGUGUUAUGCUGGGAUAUACAAGGGAAGAAGCCUGUGCAUUUUCUAACGCUCUGUUUGGAGAAGGGAAAGAUAAGAUCUGGCUUGAUAAUGUUCGCUGUAAUGGUACAGAGACUGAUAUUGAAAUGUGCUCACAUUCCUUACUUGGAAUUCACGACUGUUCACACAGUGAAGAUGCUGGAGUUUCUUGUUCUAAAAACACUCGUUAUAACAACACGUUUGUCAGACUGGUGAAUGGAACCUUUCCUUCAAAUGGACGAGUUGAAGUCUACUAUCAUGGUGUGUGGGGUACGAUAUGUGACGAUCUCUGGGAUGAUAAAGACGCUGCUGUUAUUUGUGCGAUGCUGGGAUAUACAAGGAUCUCUGUGUUGUCAACUUGA
Molecule: messenger RNA, 515 nt
Organism: Saccostrea cuccullata (small rock oyster)
Lineage: Eukaryota; Metazoa; Mollusca; Bivalvia; Ostreida; Ostreidae
Product: neurotrypsin-like
Exons: 4
Cellular component (GO): membrane
Source: RefSeq, a predicted model, not a curated record